Penicillium robsamsonii is the source of this 1077-nucleotide messenger RNA. RefSeq names its product nitronate monooxygenase. The record is from RefSeq and is a predicted model, not a curated record. The transcript has 5 exons. NCBI's taxonomy places the organism in Eukaryota, Fungi, Ascomycota, Eurotiomycetes, Eurotiales, Aspergillaceae. Gene Ontology annotation, molecular function: nitronate monooxygenase activity. Bases 1 to 1077 code for a protein of 358 amino acids.
AUGACUCUUAUCACCACACCAACAACCCAGCUCCUUGGGAUCGAGAACCCCAUCCUCCUGGCAGGAAUGGGCCAUACGGCAGGCUCGGACCUGGUAGCCGCAGUCUCGAAUGCGGGGGGGCUUGGGGUCCUUGGUGGUCUUGGCUACACCCCACAAAUGUUGCGAGAGGCUAUCCAAGAAGUCAAACAAAAACUUAGGCACCCAGAUCUCCCCUUCGGUGUGGACCUGUUAAUUCCUCAGCUUGGAGGCUCCGCGCGCAAGACAAAUGUCGACUAUACUAAAGGAGCAUUGGACGAUCUUAUCGAUAUCAUCAUCGAAGAAAAGACAAGGCUGUUUGUCUCGGCUGUCGGGAUCCCCCCAAAGCAGGUGAUAGAUCGCCUUCAUGACGCAGGAAUUCUGUAUAUGAACAUGGUUGGCCAUCCGAAGCAUGUCCACAAAGCCUGCCAGGCGGGCGCCGAUUUGAUAUGCGCUCAGGGUGGAGAGGCAGGCGGCCAUACGGGGGAGAUUCCAACGAGCGUCCUCAUCCCAGCUUGUAUCGAUGCUUGCCGCCAAUACAAAUCCUCGCUCACUGGCAAGACUGUACAGCUCGUAGCAGCCGGUGGCAUUUUCGACGGCCGAGGUAUGGCCGCUGCGCUGGCGAUGGGCGCUGGUGCCGUAUGGGUCGGCACGCGUUUUGUCACAGCUCGCGAGUCUGCUGCUUCAAAACUGGGCAAAAAGGCCAUCAUUGACGCAGGAUUUGAGGAUACAAUGAGGAGUACAAUUUGGACGGGCCGUCCGCUACGAGCUCUUGCGACUCCGUAUAUUCGAGAUUGGGAGCUUAAUCGGCGCGAUGCCAUUGAAAAGCUACAAAGCCAGGGAUUGACCGUACUCGAUCAUGAGCUCGAUAAGCUGGCACGGGAGGGCAAGUUAACAGAUGAGAUUGAGGAUCAAUCUACGCAGAGGCCGAUGGGUUGUGGUGCUGCUAUGGUAAAUACGGCGGAUCAAUCAGCGCAUGAAAUUAUCUUAGAAAUGGUCAUUCAGGCAUUUACACUUCUGAGAAAUGCUGCGCAAUAUGUCACGCAUACCUCAAAACUCUGA